Pollicipes pollicipes is the source of this 2509-nucleotide messenger RNA. RefSeq names its product skin secretory protein xP2. The coding region runs from base 209 to 2164 and encodes 651 amino acids. The transcript has 6 exons. Lineage: Eukaryota; Metazoa; Arthropoda; Thecostraca; Pollicipedomorpha; Pollicipedidae. The record is from RefSeq and is a predicted model, not a curated record.
GUUACGUGUGGUUGCCUCUAAAUUUAAGUACCUACUGGCACGCGAUUGCCAGCCAAAAUUAACAGUUAUAUUUUUUAGUUUUCUUUAUUGCUUGGCUUAACUGUAUCACUGUGUUGGUUACGUACUCAAAAUCAUAACGCUGCAGUUAACCUUUUUAUUGCCAAAUUGAGCAGUAAGCAAAACGUAAAACACAAACCAAGAAUUCAAAAUGUGCAGUGCCAAAAGCAGAGACGCCCAAUCCGGUUCAGACAGCCGUCCCCCCGUAGACUCGGAGAUGAAGCGAACAGAAAUCGAUGAAGUUGCUGAGGUCAAAGUGACGUUCAACACCCGCGUGCGGAACCGGCUGGAGCAGCUGCUGGGUACGGACAUGCUGCGCCUCAACGACCGACAGUACAUGCGGACACUGAUGAAGCGCAUCUACGAGAACCAGGAGAACAGUCUGCAGACCAGGACAGAGGAGCGCCAGAUACAAGAGAUCAAACGGUUAAAGACCUUAGUGGAAGAUAUGAAGAUGGAAAAGCCUCCAGACAUGACAGAGUCAGCCUUUGUGGUAUCAUUCAAGAAGACAAAAGCUGAACUAGAAAAAGUUCAAAGGAGGCAGUUCAACAAGCGGCACAACAUCAAACACCGGAAGACGGUGUCGUGCUCAGAGCUGGACAGUGAGGACGAGAUGUCCUUGGACGUGGCCGAGCUGACCACCAACGAGAGGUUCCACGAGUCCAGCUUUGCAGGCACCACACGUGACCUUUCGCCAGAGGAAGACGACUCGCUGGAGGAGGAGGAACGGGCCAAGGAGAUGGCAGAGCUUGCCAAAAAGUUCGGAAAAUAUGAGGAGCCGUUGGUGAAGCUGCUGUAUGAAGAAGGGACUGUCCCAAAGCUCUACGACUUGGCGGAGAUUAUUCUGGUGAAGCCUCCUAAGCCUAAAAAGAAGGGACGUAUGCAGGAAGAACAAGAAGAAGAAGAACAAGAAGUUGACGAAUCAGGGGACCCGGCAGAGGACAGCACUGGAACUGACGAAGACGGAGAAGGCGAAGAUGACGAGGUUACUGAUGAGAACGAGGGAGAUGAUGCCAAUGUUGAGGGCGAAACCGUUGCUGGAGAAGAAGCCGCCACCGAAGGUGGAACUGCUUCUGAUGGUGCCAGUGCAGAGGGUGCAACGCCCGCUGAAGGUGAAGCUCCUGCCGACGGUGCAGCGCCUGCUGAGGGUGAGACGGUACCCGACGGUGCAGCGCCUGCUGAGGGUGAGACGGUACCCGGAGGUGCAGCGCCUGCUGAGGGUGAGGCGGUACCCGGAGGUGCAGCGCCUGCUGAGGGUGAGGCUGUACCCGGAGGUGCAGCGCCUGCUGAGGGUGAGACGGUACCCGGAGGUGCAGCGCCUGCUGAGGGUGAGGCUGUACCCGGAGAUGCAGCGCCUGCUGAGGGUGAGGCGGUACCCGGAGGUGCAGCGCCUGCUGAGGGUGAGGCGGUACCCGGAGUCACAGCGCCUGCUGAGGCUGAAGUCGCAACUCCUGCUGAGGGUGAAGCUGCGGCAGCCGAAGGUGCCGCCACGGCCGAUACUUCCGGAGAGAGAGGCACUGCCGAAGAGGGCGAGGAUGCUGAAAACUGCACCGCUGCCGAGGAGGGGGCUGCUGCCGAGGAGGGGACCGCUGCCGAGGAGGGCGCCGCUGCUGAGGAAGGUGCCGCUGCCGAGGAGAGCGCCAAUGCCGAGGAGGGUGUCGCUGUCGAGGACGGUGACGCCGCCGAUGAGGACGCCACUGCGGAGGAAGAGGCCGCUACCGAGGAGGCCAACGCUACCGAGGAGGGUGCCGCUGCUGAGGAGGGUGCCACUGCCGAGGAGGGCGCCACUACUGAGGAAGGGGCCGCUGCCGAGGAGGGUGCCGCUGCAGAGGAGGGGGGCGCUGCUGAGGAUAGAAUGGCUGUCGAGGAGGGUGCUGCUGCAGAGGAGGGCGCCGCUGCAGUGGAGGGCGCCGCUGCGGAGGAGGGCGCCGCUGCCGAGGAGGGCGUCGCUGCUGGUGAGGCGGAUGUCAGUGGUGAGGGAUCAGCUCCGGAUGAGAACAGCGAGACGUCUCCCAGCUCGGAAACAACCGACACCUCUCCGACAACUGGCGACACAUCGGAUGACGCAGAGUCACCCGAAGGCACGACCGAGGGUGCCGGCUCAUAGACGACCCUCAGAGAGCUGGGCGUGCUACUCAGAAAGCUGUGCUACUCGUCUGAUUCGACUUCCGGACAUAAAGGCCUUCGGGACAUGUAUUUUGUAGCGGACUAUGACCGAAAUGAUAGGAUCUGAGCGUCUAUAUUCGCGGGUUUUGGGUGAAUAUGGAAGUGCUAUUGAUGAUCACGCACAACGUUGCAAUAGGUCUUAGAGCAAGCACUUCCACACAACCUAGACACUACACUAGACGUUUUAGGCUAUUUCAUCGCAUAUUUUGGCAAUAAUUUUUGCAUUCCGUGUGCUUUUUAUCGUGCUAUGUUUCAUGGUCUAAUACAAUACUAAGGGACUCGUCAA